ACGCUUUUAUCACAUAGCAUAUCGCUAUGGUUCUGUCUUCGGCUUCACCAUUCGUGUGAACACAUAAUUUCUUUGAUGCUGAUCCUCGUGUAAAAAAAUUUUCCUUAUUCACGCUCUCUGUGAAAUCGAAAUGCCCGCAACAUUUUAGUGCUAGCUUUUUGUUCUAUUUUAAAUCCUUUAUUUGAUUUAGUUGUUUUUGUCAGUCGUGCUGGCGGCAUAGUUUCAAAAGCGCAUUUUUAAAGGUCUGCCCUUGUUCCCAAAACACUACAUACCAUCAAGCCCUCGCCCAUAUCAUUAAAAGGAUUUUUCUGAAAUUUCAAUUACAUCUUUCGACUAGUGCCGUAAUUUUCCGUCUGCACUUGAAACUGGAGUUUCGUUAACGAUGAAAUGGCUAGUGUUUAAUUGAGGAUAUGAGUUGUUGCCUAGGCAGCUGUGUUUUGGUUUCCUAGUAAUAGCCCAGCUUCUCACUCUCUAGCUUGUAUAGCAGUCUGAAACCAGCAAAAGUUUAUAUAUGCCAGCGUCCAGAGGACGGAUUAGUGGGAGGGGCAUGGGCGAUACUGUUAAUGAAAGUCCUGCUCAGAGAAACCUGGUAGACAUAAAUGUAGCUACCGUUGAAGAGCUCUCCACUCUUGUUGGUGUAGGACGUAGUAGAGCUGAAGCCAUUGUGGAAACCAGAAAUUCUCUUGGAGGAUUUACAUCUAUCGAAGAUCUGAGUCUGGCUCCAGGAGUGGGGACUAACCUAAUUGAAGCCAACCGCCAGAUCCUGACAGUUUCCGCUCCAGCUCAGUCGUCUCAGGUGAAUGCCAGGAAAACCAACACUCGGAAUAGAAGUAGUGAUAAUGCAAGCGCUCAACCAACUCCGAGCACCACACCAGUGAUAUCUAGUUCAAGUGAUAACGCAACUGAAGAUCAGCAAAACGACAGUGGUAGCAGCAGCAGCAACGAAUGGGGUGCUUGCCGUUUGAGGCAGCGCCGAUCGACAAGCAGAAUAAAUCCACUGCCGGUUGGCAAAUCGCCUUCGCUUCGACAAACUCGCAGCAGUGACAGCAUCAUUCAGUCGCCUUCACCUCUCCCCACGACUCCUACCUCGUCGACACCCACCGCACCUGCCAUUGAUGCCAGCAAUGUGUCCCUUAAAGAAGGAUCACCUACAUCGGAGAAUGAAGAUGUUGUCAGACCCGGAGCGACCAAGCGGAAGUCGGAGUCAACAGUGGAGAUGUCUGCCGAAGUAGCCACGGAGAAAAAGACAUGUCGAAGGAGUGAAGGUGUAGAUUCAUCUUCCUCCUCAGUCUACUGCCAUGUUCACCGUAAUCCAAUCCCUUCGAAAGACAAUCCUCCACCAGGUUUUUGUCAAUGGCUUCACACUUUCCAAUACUGGUCGAACGCUGAGCGUUUAUGUGCCAUUGACCAGCUGAUCGAGCUGUGUGAACCCACCCAGGUGCGUCACAUGAUGGCUGUUAUUGAACCACAGUUUCAACGCGAUUUCAUAUCGCUGUUGCCCAAAGAGCUGGCUCUGUAUGUUCUUAGUUUCCUCACGCCUCGUGACUUGACUCGCGCCGCACAAACCUGUCGAUGUUGGCGAGUGCUAGCAGAGGAUAAUCUCCUUUGGAGAGAGAAAUGUCGUGAAGCGGGUAUCGAUGACGUGCGCGAUACUCUCAACAAGCGACGUCUUCGCGGAUCUUCCCAACACUCAAGUCUCAGUUGUGGUCUUUCUUCCCCCACUGGAUCCAGCCAAAGCACUGCGCCAAUUAUCACUCCGUCGCCGUGGAAGGCGACUUAUAUGCGUCAUCGAAAUAUUGAGUUGAAUUGGCGAGUGAGACCGGUACCGCAGCCAAGGGUAUUGAAAGGCCACGACGAUCACGUCAUCACUUGCUUACAAUUUUGCGGCAAUCGCAUCGUUUCGGGAUCUGAUGACAACACGCUCAAAGUCUGGUCGGCUACUACUGGAAAGUGCAUGAGGACCUUACAGGGUCAUACAGGAGGCGUUUGGUCUUCCCAGAUGCAGGGAAAUAUAAUAGUCAGCGGAAGUACAGACAGAACGUUAAAAGUCUGGAACGCUGAGUCCGGACAAUGUUUGCACACAUUAUACGGCCACACAUCCACUGUCCGUUGCAUGCAUUUACACGGAAAUAAAGUGGUGAGUGGAUCACGUGAUGCCACGUUACGUGUGUGGGACGUGGAGACUGGCGAGUGUUUACACGUUCUUGUCGGGCAUGUUGCUGCUGUUCGCUGUGUGCAAUAUGAUGGGCGACUGGUGGUGAGUGGAGCCUAUGACUAUACAGUGAAAGUGUGGGAUCCCGAAAGGGAGGAAUGUCUUCACACUCUUCAGGGUCACACCAAUCGGGUUUACUCACUACAGUUUGACGGCAUCCACGUAGUCAGCGGGUCUCUGGAUACAAGCAUCCGAGUGUGGGAUGCCGAGACAGGGGCAUGCAAGCACACGUUAAUGGGUCACCAGUCGCUCACGUCCGGGAUGGAGCUACGCAAUAACAUCCUCGUCUCAGGGAAUGCCGACUCCACAGUUAAAGUUUGGGAUAUAAUUAGCGGCAAAUGCCUUCAAACUCUUUCAGGAGCCAACAAGCACCAAUCGGCUGUCACGUGUCUUCAGUUUAACAAUAAGUUUGUCAUAACUUCCUCAGAUGAUGGGACGGUUAAGUUAUGGGAUGUCAAAACAGGCGAAUUCAUCCGGAAUUUGGUUUCUUUGGACAGUGGCGGCAGUGGAGGUGUCGUUUGGAGGAUCAGAGCCGAUGAAACACGCCUGGUGUGUGCAGUAGGAAGCCGAAAUGGCACAGAAGAGACUAAACUGCUCGUUCUCGAUUUCGAUAUCGAAAGCAAGUGAUAUCUGUCGUCGCCAGUUCACCGUCUUACUCCCUCUCCUCACCGCCCUUCUUACGUCGUUUUCGGUCCCGUUUUUCCGUCUUAAUAAGGUUGCAAAGUCGCUCGUUCGGUGGAGUGAGGAACACAACACUUUUAAUUAAAAUAAAAUACAAAAACAAACAACAAACAAAACAAAAAAAAACAAAACAAAACAAAAAAAAAGAAUCGAUGCUACGGAAAAAUUGAGUUGAUAGGCAACUCUACAUUUUGGAAUUCUCCUUGGCUAUGGAAUUUGUGUUCGUCAAACCACUUUUUCCAGUUUGUCGUUAUCAGAUCUUCCUGCGUCAGGAACAGUCAACUGCAGUUACGUGCCAAGCAUGAUUACAACAAAUUUAACUGCCACGACACUUACGAGAGAAGGGAAAACAAGUCGGGUCUGCUCCGAGGCGCUUCAAAUGGUACACGAACACCGAAGAAGAGACUCGGAAAAGCCACGACACACAGGGCUUUAUAACUUGUGAUUUCUUGUGUCUUGUUGAUUUAUUCCCUCCCUCUUCAUCCUCACCCUCUUAUUCGUAAUUCAUGAUAUGAAAACAUCAGUUGAGAUGAAAUCAUCAUUCAUUCAUUCAUUCAUUCAUUCAUUAGUAGGUUCGUACACUAAAAUCCGUUUACAGAAUUUAAUUUAUGUUCAGCUGUGUCCCUAAAUUUAGUUUCAUUUCCCCCUAAAGACACUUCCACAUGGCUCGGCGAUUCUUUUUCCAUGCCAAAUACACUUAUCAGAUUUCCAUUA
Molecule: messenger RNA, 3607 nt
Organism: Daphnia magna
Lineage: Eukaryota; Metazoa; Arthropoda; Branchiopoda; Diplostraca; Daphniidae
Product: F-box/WD repeat-containing protein 7
Exons: 12
Coding region: 512-2839 (775 amino acids)
Biological process (GO): ubiquitin recycling; proteasome-mediated ubiquitin-dependent protein catabolic process
Cellular component (GO): cytoplasm; nucleus
Molecular function (GO): ubiquitin binding
Source: RefSeq, a predicted model, not a curated record